Meleagris gallopavo (turkey) is the source of this 1399-nucleotide messenger RNA. Lineage: Eukaryota; Metazoa; Chordata; Aves; Galliformes; Phasianidae. The record is from RefSeq and is a predicted model, not a curated record.
UUGAUGUUUUCCGGGAUGCCAUCUCCUCUUCUGGUGUGUCCUGGGGAAAUCCCUCUUCCUUCAGGGUGGCUUUGGGGGAAUAUCUCCUAUUUUGAGGUGCUCUGGGGAUGCGUCUCCCCCCUCUUAGGGCGGCUCGGUGGGACCCGUUCCCUCUCCGGGGUGACUUUGGGGGAAGCCCCGUUCUCCCGGGGGGUCUCUGCGUUCCUUUGGGGUCUCCCGGCUCAACCCGCUCCCUCCCUCAGGCUGCUGGAGGCCGACUCCAAGUCGAUGCGUUCCAUGAACGGCUCGCGGAGGAACAGCGGCUCCUCGUUGGUCUCCAGCUCCUCGGCCUCCUCCAACCUCAGCCACCUGGAGGAGGACACCUGGAUCCUCUGGGGCCGCAUCGUCAACGAGUGGGACGAGUGGAGGAAGAAGAAGGAGAAGCUGCUGAAGGAGCUCAUCCGCAAAGGGAUCCCCCACCACUUCCGUGCCAUCGUGUGGCAGCUGCUCUGCAGUGCCACCGACAUGCCCGUCAAAAACCAGUACUCAGAGCUGCUCAAGAUGUCCUCCCCCUGCGAGAAGCUGAUCCGCAGGGACAUCGCCCGCACCUACCCGGAGCACGAGUUCUUCAAGGGACAGGACAGCCUGGGCCAGGAGGUGCUCUUCAACGUCAUGAAGGCCUAUUCGCUGGUGGACCGGGAGGUUGGGUACUGCCAGGGCAGCGCCUUCAUCGUGGGACUGCUGCUGAUGCAGAUGCCUGAGGAAGAGGCCUUCUGUGUGUUUGUGAGGCUGAUGCAGGAGUACCGCCUGCGGGAGCUCUUCAAACCCAGCAUGGCCGAGCUGGGGCUCUGCAUCUACCAGUUUGAGUACAUGCUGCAGGAGCAGCUGCCGGAGCUGAACAUCCACUUCCGCUCGCAGAGCUUCCUCACCUCCAUGUACGCCUCCUCGUGGUUCCUCACCCUCUUCCUCACCACCUUCCCUCUGCCCGUGGCCACGCGUGUCUUCGACAUCUUUAUGUACGAGGGUCUGGAGAUUGUCUUCCGCGUGGGGAUGGCGUUGCUGCAGUUCAACCAGGCUGAGCUCGUCCAGCUGGACAUGGAGGGCAUGUCCCAGUACUUCCAGAAGGUGAUCCCACACCAGUUUGACAGCUGUCCCGACAAGCUCAUCCUCAGGGCCUUCCAGGUCAAGUACAACCCCAAGAAAAUGAAGAGGCUGGAGAAGGAAUACGCCGCCAUCAAGAACAAGGAGAUGGAGGAGCAGAUUGAGAUCAAGCGCCUCCGCACCGAGAACCGCCUGCUGAAGCAGCGCAUCGAAACCCUGGAGAAGGUGAGCCCCACAACUGACCCCCAAAACCCUCCUGGGGGCACCCAAAACCUCCUGGAAUACCCCAAAACCUCCUGAAAUACCCCAAAACCUCCUG